UCCGGAAAACUCCGGUCGACGAAGUUCCGUUCUAUUCGAUCUGCAAGGAGAAUGGAAAGAUUUCCGGCGACCGCUCCGGUCGUCUUCUUCGUCGCGAUCUUCCUAGGGCUCCAGUUCACGGUCUCCUCUGCAUCUCCAGCUGAAAUCAACCACGACUUGACGAAGUCUGCAGCUGCAAGAAAUCUUAAGCAAGAACAAGAGCGUCCUCAUGAAGUACAUUGUUCUAGAGAAAGAAGUCGGGUGGCGCGGCAAAUCAUUGAGGAGUAUUUGAUGCCGUUUGUCAAACGAGAAAACUUUCAGAUGUCAAGUCCGUGUAAGCUUCACCCUGAUAACGACAUGUUCCAAGAUCAAGAGGAGCAUAAAAUUCAUGUCGACAUAAAUGAGUGGCGCUGUGGAUACUGUAAGAAAAGCUUUCGUGCUGAGAGGUUUCUUGAUCAGCAUUUUGAUAACAGGCACCACAACCUUCUGAAUGUCAGUCGUAACAUAUGUUUGGCUGAUCUAUGUGGCGCAUUGCAUUGUGAUUUUGUAAUCAAUUCAAAGUCACAAAAGACUAAGUGCAAUCCUGCUGCCGCCGCCAGGAACCGCCACCUAUGCGAGAGUCUUGCUGAUACCUGUUUUCCUGUAAAUCAAGGUCUUUCGGCAAGCCGACUUCAUGAAUUGUUUCUGCACCAAUUUUGCGAUGCUCACACUUGCUCUGAAAAGAAAAAGCCUUUUCCAAGAGGAGGACUGAAGCUACCUAAUAUACUGUAUCUGGCAACUUCAAUAUUGACGCUGAUGCUCCUUCCUUUUAUCUAUCUCAUUGUAUUUUUACAUCAGAGGUACCAUUUCUCCCCCUCUUUAAUUUUGGUGGACUCAUUUUUGCUUAAAAACAUGAGGCAGCUUGAUAUCCCAACUAAUUGUGGGUUACAAACUCCCGUUUUCCAAUAUAUUUUGGCAAUUUUGCUGGCUGCCUUUCAGUUUUUCAGUUACCAUAUGGGAAUAAGAAUUCUCGUUUCCUGUUUUGUAGGGACAUGACAGGAAAACAAGAACUUAAACGCAUAAAAAAGAGAACAAAGCCUUCUUAAGUGGCGCGAGCUGAAGGUUUUUGGUUUGAUUCGACAGUCAAUUAGGCACACAAUAGCUACAUCAUUAAGAAAGUGAGACGACAUGGCCCAGCCAAGGGUAGAAUAUGGCAGCAUGCAAUUCGAAACUUGGCAGUUGCUUUUGAACCCACUCGAUGAGGUCUAAAUCUUCUUGGGCCAAAAGAAGUAGACUCUCUCCUGUUAACUGGAGUCUGGUUUUUUAUAAAUUCCACAUUUUGGCAGAUAUGCUCAGUGUGGCUUUAUGAUAUCUGUUAUAAUACCUUGUAAAUAUGUAUUGUUUUGCUCGACAGAAUCUGUAUUAGACUAGAUGAAAGCAGUUGUGCAAUUUUCACCCA
Eucalyptus grandis is the source of this 1417-nucleotide messenger RNA. RefSeq lists its product as uncharacterized. The transcript has 8 exons. NCBI's taxonomy places the organism in Eukaryota, Viridiplantae, Streptophyta, Magnoliopsida, Myrtales, Myrtaceae. The coding region runs from base 52 to 1014 and encodes 320 amino acids. The record is from RefSeq and is a predicted model, not a curated record.